AUGCCUCAUGCUUACGACUCUAUCCCGCCAAAUCUCCAGCAAUGGGCGCUGGAGCAGCCCAUGUUUUGUACGGCAUCGGCUCCGUUGCGAGGCCGACAUGUCAACCUGUCCCCCAAGGGUGUUCCCUCGACAACCUUUGCCAUCCUCGACGAGAACCAUUGCGCAUAUCUUGACUUCGCAGCCUCUGGGGCUGAGACAAUCUCUCACAUUUAUGAGAAUGGCCGUGUCACGGUCAUGUUUUGCAGCUUUGGGCCAAAGCCGCGAAUCUUGCGCUUCUACUGCACCGGGAGCGUGAUUGAAUACAAUGACCCUGAGUUUCAUCCCAUGAUCAAGCGAAUGGGCUUGGAGUACAUCACAGGCGUUAGAGCUGUCGUCCUGCUCGACGUCUGGAAGGUGCUGCCCACGCUUGACAAGGAGGCCCAUCAGCAACACACUAUCGAGAAUGCCGACCAAGAGAUACAAAAGACUGGCCAACUCACCAAGCCACCUUGCAAGUGCUACCAGGACCGACACAUGCUUGAGCAGUGGCUAGAGAACAAAACUAACAAGAAAGCCUUGGACGGCUAUCUCGCCAUUUGGAAUUCUCGGAGCGUAGACGGACUACCGGCUCUAAAGGCGGCACGAACCAUUAAUGGAGAGUGGCUUUUGGUCGGAGACGUACCGCCAUAG
Clonostachys solani is the source of this 669-nucleotide messenger RNA. The record is from the annotation of a GenBank genome assembly. NCBI's taxonomy places the organism in Eukaryota, Fungi, Ascomycota, Sordariomycetes, Hypocreales, Bionectriaceae.